This is a messenger RNA of Chironomus riparius, 819 nucleotides long. Lineage: Eukaryota; Metazoa; Arthropoda; Insecta; Diptera; Chironomidae. The record is from the annotation of a GenBank genome assembly.
AUGAAUACAUCACAAAUAAGUGAAGUUUUAGAAAUUUUCUACAACAAUGCUGACGCUAGAAUACGUGAUAAAAUAUUCAUGGGAACACCGUACAUCUUAAUAUCAAUUUAUCUAUUCUAUGUGCUGUUUACUGCAAAUUUUUUACCAAAGUUCAUGGAGAACCGAAAGCCAUUGAACUACGACGUGUUAAUGUCUAGCCUUGAUGCAAUAUUGUGCGUAGUUGCGUCCUAUUUCUUUCUUCAUGCACUAGUUGGAUGGAUGUAUUUCUACAAUUGGACAUGUCAACCGAUUGAUCGAUCAGACAUUUGGCUAUCAAACAAUGAACUGAGAUUGACACAUGCAUUUUUAGUGUCAAAGUUUUUGUACAUCCUACAAAGUAUUGUGCUUGUUAUUUGCAAAAAAGAUUCACCAUUUGCAGCAUAUCUUUUAUAUCAUCACACGUUAUUUCCCAUAAUGCUGUGGUUUGGCAUUAAUUUUUAUCCUGGAGGACAUGCCACGUUUGUAGGAUUGAUCAACUCUUUCGUACAUGUGAAUACCACUGUGAUGAGAUUUAUGGCAAUCAAAUUUCCCAAAAGUGGAUUUAGAACUUAUCAGCGAUUAAUUCAUGUUUGCUUGAAUGUAUUUCAAUACAUUGCCGUAUUUUGUCAUUCGUCGCUUUUAUUCUUCCUACAUGAUUGUGAGGUGCCAAAAAUUUUGGGAGCUUAUGAAAUUGUUUGUGCUACCAUUAUUGCUGUGUUCUAUAAAAAGUUUGUGAUAAAUGCCAAAAAUAACAGAAGUGUUGUAAAACAGUUUGAUGAUAAUGAAAAAUUUUAAUAAAAA